AUGGUGUCGUACACUUUCUUUGCACUUGCCAUCGCUUCCUGCUUGGCCCCUGCUCUGGCAGCGAAAAAGGCCACGAUUUUUUCACAAGAGCCUUGCACAGGAGAAUCAGCCAAGAUCAAGCCUAACAACGAAUGCACUGUUGUGCCGGAGACAUUAAAGGGCAAAGUGACCGCUGUCAAGGUUCCCGAAGAUGUAGUGUGCAACUUCUACAAGUGA
Messenger RNA from Penicillium cosmopolitanum, 216 nucleotides. RefSeq lists its product as uncharacterized. Lineage: Eukaryota; Fungi; Ascomycota; Eurotiomycetes; Eurotiales; Aspergillaceae. The transcript has 3 exons. The coding region runs from base 1 to 216 and encodes 71 amino acids. The record is from RefSeq and is a predicted model, not a curated record.